AUGGUGGAAAAAAUUCCCGAGACCAUAAAGUUUAAUGACGUCGAUAUAAGCGAUCCGAAUAUCUUGGAGAGACCUUGCAAUCGCUUCAGAAGAUGCCCUGUUAUAGUUACCUUAUCUGACAACCAGAUAGCAACAGUAGAAAUUCAGAAACUCUUGGAAGCCGGUAUGAAUAUUGUGAAAUUUAAAAUGUCGUUCACAACUAAAGGCGAUAAAAUUCGGAUGCUGGGCCGUGUAGACAAAGCUGCGUUGGCCUGCUGUCGCAAAAACGGAGUACUGGACUGGCCAGUAGCCACUUGUGUGGAAUUGAAGACUUGUAUAGUGAAGACUGGAUUGCUUGAGAGUAAUGCAGAUUACAUCUCCAUAAAAGAAGGAGCUCGCCUAAUUCUGACCUGCAGGUUUUCCGAAUUCAAUAAAUGUAACGAGCGAAAGAUAUUCGUCGAUAAUCCGACUCUAUCUAAAGAUAUAACGCCGGGUACUGAGAUAUCAAUUGGAUCUGAUGAAAUAAUCCUGAAAUGUGAAGCUGUUCUCGACCAGGAACGAAUCAAAUGUGUCGUAGUGAAGGGCGGUUCUUUGAGAAAUGUUUGUAAUGUAUGCGCAAGAGGCGUGGAGCACAAACAGUCCCAUAUAACUAAGAAGGAUUUAGAUAUUGUUAAAUUUGCAUUGAGGUAUCAGGAAUCCGACGGAAUAAUACUUUCGAGAGAGUUUUUGCCAUUCGAAAUUGAAGCGUCCGAAAAAUUUCGAUUACCUCACAUUCAGAAGUGGUUAAGUGGAAAAUGUUUGGAGGCUGGCAAACCAUUCUAUCUCUCCGGUGGAGUAUUUAAAGAUGCUCUAUACAGUGGCCUCUUCCACGACAACGAAAUAGCGGAUGUUGUAAACGCUCUCAUGGAUGGCGUUAGCGGUUUUAUUCUGAGAGAUUGUUUUAACGUCGCCAAUACUUUGGAGGUUCUGUAUGCGAUCAACGAGACUUGUUAUUUCGUGGAACCAAUUAUAACGAGUCGUAGUGGCUUUUGGAGGCUUCUAGAUGAGGUAAAAAUUCCCUGCAACGCAGCGGAAGCAGCAAUGCUAUCUUGCUCUCUCGUCGCGAAUCAGACCAACGCCCGUAUCAUAAUAAUGCCUACUGUCUCCGGAAAGACCAUAAAAGCCCUACACUUGAUGAGACCAUCCUGCAUCGUGAUCGCGGUCAGCACCAGAAUUCAUGUGUUCAGGUUGCUUCAUACUUAUCGAAGUGUGAUGCCUUUGAUGUACAAAGAAAGCAGAGCUUCAGCAGCCAAAAGUUGGCAUGAUGCGGUCGAGGACAAAAUCCACUUUGCCAUAGAAUAUGUAGUCCAGAGAGGCUACGUGGUAUACGGAGAUACGUAUGUCACUCUACAACGAGGAGCGGAAGACAGCUCGUUUUGUGACAUGGUGAGGGUGUGGAAAGUCAGUAUCACCAAGAAACUUCUUGUUGAGUAA
This is a messenger RNA of Leptosia nina, 1452 nucleotides long. Lineage: Eukaryota; Metazoa; Arthropoda; Insecta; Lepidoptera; Pieridae. The record is from the annotation of a GenBank genome assembly.